Entamoeba invadens IP1 is the source of this 1005-nucleotide messenger RNA. Its product is annotated as leucine rich repeat containing protein BspA family protein. The transcript has a single exon. The annotation marks the transcript as partial. The record is from RefSeq and is a predicted model, not a curated record. Lineage: Eukaryota; Evosea; Mastigamoebida; Endamoebidae.
UUGCAUUUACAUACAAUUUGUUUGCCAGUAAAUGUGUGUGCACUUGAAUAUACGUUUCAAGAUCAAUUCACAUUGAAAGAAAUUACUUUGCCACAAUCUCUCACUUCAAUUGAUUAUUACUGUUUUAGUGGAUGCAUUUCCCUUGAAAACGUGAAGCUCCCAGAUCAUCUAAAAAUCAUAGGUGUACACGCUUUUUCAGCGUGUGGGUUGACAUAUAUAGACAUCCCAAACAGUGUGACUUCUGUUGGAGAUUUUGCUUUUGCCAAUUGUUUAAAACUAAAAAGUGUAAUUUUUCCAGAAAGUGUAUUAGAAGGUCGAGAUGUGUUUUUUAAUUGUCGGACAUUGUCGUCAGUUCAAGUCAUUAAAACUGGUCGAGUUAACAUUAACUGGAAAUGUACGUUUUCAAACUGUUGUCUUCUGAAAGAGUUUGAAAUGCCAAAUUUCGUGACUUCAAUUGGGAAUGAAGCAUUUGAACAAUGUUCUUCAUUAUCAAAAAUAAUACUAGGAAAUCGUGUUGAAUGUCUCAAAGAUUUGUGUUUUGCAAAUUGCAUUAAUUUGGAGGAAAUUUCUUUGCCAAAAACAGUGACUUAUAUUGGAAAUUAUACAUUUUUGAAUUGUGUCAACUUGCAACGGAUUUAUCUACCUAAAAGUGUUCCAAAAUUAUCACCAAUAGCUUUUUUGAAUUGCGAAAAGUUACACGAAAUAUACUUAGAAGAAAAACAAGUGUAUGAAAUUGACUUUCCAGUCUCGUUUGGUGUAUUUCAGAAGUUUUUGAAGAAUGGGGUUCAAUGCAAAAAUAUAUAUUUUGUGGAUACUGAUUUUGAAAAAUACUCGAGAAUUGUCAUAGAAAAUAACCAGAAAAUAUGCGAAAUACCGGAGGGUGUAAAUUAUUUAUCAAAACAAUGUUUACGAAAAUAUCAUGGAUAUGAUAUCAUUCAUUUUCCUCAAAGUUUAAAAAGAGUUGAAAAUUUAUCAAGCGAGUUUGGAUUCAUGGUUUAUCCUUAA